Molecule: messenger RNA, 462 nt
Organism: Colletotrichum spaethianum
Lineage: Eukaryota; Fungi; Ascomycota; Sordariomycetes; Glomerellales; Glomerellaceae
Exons: 2
Coding region: 1-462 (153 amino acids)
Source: RefSeq, a predicted model, not a curated record
AUGGCCGACACAGCAGUGACCUUUGGUCGUACAGACGACUACAUCAUCAUUUCGAAGCCCAAAAAGGGUAUUGCCUACGUCGAGGCCCGCUUCAAGGACGGCAGAAUUCUUCUCUCCAGGCUCGAACAAGAAUGGAGUCCACCCAAGCUCAAGGACGACACCGUCAUCUCCCUCGAAGCAGACCUCUUGAAAGAGCCAGUUUGUCAGUCUUGCCCUAUUCUCAUGUCGAUGCAGCAUGUUCACUGUUUCCUAGUCCACAAAGGCGUCCCCAGCGACAUGUUCCACUCCCUCCGCGUGGUCGAGUUCCAGGGCCUUGAUCCGGCCACCCGCGUCGUCUCCAUCCGCGACGUUGCUAUCAAAGUCAACUUGUACGGCUGCACUCCGGAGUCCCCAUCUCUGUCCGACGAUGAGAUUGUGACCAUGCUGCCCAACUCCACGCUCGACGGCCUAUGGGAACUGUGA